AUGCCAUCUGUAACAGAUCUUCAACAACAAUCGUCGAAAAUCUCAUCAAAUAAUAAUGGAAAAUCAACACCACCACCACAACAACAACAACAAAGUUCAGUAUCAACGGGAAAUACAAUGGAUACAACAAAUGCUGAUCCAAUAACUCAAGUUAUUCUUAUGUUGGAAAAAAAACAACGAAAUUUAGGCAAAAGAAAAGAAAAACUUGAAAGUUAUGAAGAAGAAGCAAAAGCUGGUAAAGAACUUAAUAAAGAUCAAAAAGAUGCAUUGGCUAAAUAUAGUGAAGUUCUUGGUCAAAUUGAAUGUUGCAAAGAUAUAUCUGAACAAUUAAAAAAAAUUCAAAUGGAGUCAGCAAAAAAUCAAAAACGUCUUUUUAAACAAGCAACUGAAGAAAAACGAUUAUUAGUAGCUCAACGUCUUCGUGAAUAUGCACAACUUCGUUAUUUACUUGAUCAUCGACCAACAUCAUUAAAACCCGAAGAUUCAUCAUUAUUAGAUGAACUUGCUCGUGUUAUUAUCCCAUCGGAUGUAUCAUUAAAUACAAUAACUCGUUCAAUUGAUACAGUAUUAUCGAUUUAUCAAGGUGGUCCAUCAUCAUCAAUUAAACAUUUAACUGGACGAACAUCACAAGAAUUACGUGAAAUACUUGAACAAUUAAUUAAACAAUGUGAUGUAUCAUUAUCUUCAAUUGAUAUAUCAACAAAUCAACAAACAUCAAUUAAUGAUACAGUCAAACAAACAUCUCUUUCAAUUGAAAAUCCAUCAACAACAAUUGCUUCUGCACUUCCUCAACGAGAACAACAACAGUCGAACGAUAAUAAUGAUGUACUUGGCUCAUCAUUAAGUCAUACUCAUUUGAUUCAAACGAGUCCAAAUGAAUAUCCAUUACAAUUCGAUACACGAACUCAAAAUAUUCCACUUCAAAAAAUUAUUGAAGAUUCAACUUUUUUUCCUCAUGAUCCAGCAGCACCACCAACAACAACAACAAAUAUUAAUCAACAAGUUAAACAAGAAUCAUCAAAUAAUCAAGAUAAUACUCAAAUUCAAACAAAUGAUUCGCAACAAAUUUUACCAACAUUUACCGUUAUUAAUUCAAAUUUGACCGGUCAAACUUCUUCUCAAGGAUUUACGCAACCAACAACUCAACAACAAGGAAAUAAUUACGAUCAAGAAAAUGUAUCAAAUGUUGUUAGUUCAACAAAUGUUCCAACUGAUGAACAACAUCCAGAAGAACAAUGGCAACGACCUCGUGGUAAUAGUGGACAUAUACAUCGUGGUGGACAAUUUAAUGAAAAUCAAAAUAGAAAUCAAUAUCGAGGUGGACAACAUAAUUACAAUCAACAUUGGAGAGGAUCACGUGGUGGUGGUUAUCAUGAUGGUUCCUAUGGCCGUGGUGGUGGAUACCGGGGUGGACCUAAUCCUCAUUACCGAGGUAAUCGGGGUGGUGGUUAUUAUCGUGGUGGUCAUCGAGGUGGUAAUGCUAACGGAUACCAAAAAUCAUCUCAACAUCAACAAAAUACCGAACAACAACAACAACAACAACAACAACAAGUUCGUUCAGCUCCACCAAGUCAACAAUAA
Messenger RNA from Rotaria sp. Silwood1, 1581 nucleotides. The record is from the annotation of a GenBank genome assembly. NCBI's taxonomy places the organism in Eukaryota, Metazoa, Rotifera, Eurotatoria, Philodinida, Philodinidae.